UGACUAGAACAACUCGACCCGGUUGUUGGUUUGUUCGUGAGCAGCAGAUGCACCGUGCAGCCUGUCUAAGUCCACUAAGACUCUACUAGUCCAAUUAUCCGAGAGGAGGCGGAAAUCCACGCGUGUGCUCGAGUGUUAGACUAACUUACUGCCGCUCUGCUCGGCGAUGGAUGUGAACGUCUCUGAGGCGUUUGAGGACGACUUGAACAAACGAGAUCAGCAAACAAGUCGCACCUGAAGAAACGCAGACAUCUCUGCAAUGCUGAUGCGUUUAGGGUAGUUUUGAGACGCCACUCGGACUCCCACUGGUAAAGCCUGUAUAAGCCGCCGGAGUGCGCACGGUAGGCCUUUACGCGCGUCAUUUGGCGACGCCACGGAGUUUCCUCAGACUGUUCGUGAAGGUGGAUCUAGUGUAAACAUGGAAACAUACACUGAUGUACUGCUGGUCACCGCAAAUGUGGGCUCACUGUUCGAUAAUGUGAGUGAAAUCCAAAGAGAAUGGUUAAAAGAACUGUACAAGACUAUCCACAGCUACAAGCCGCAGUUCAUCGCCUUGCACUUUCAGGAGGUGGGAGGAAAGGACUACAUGGUCAACAUGGGCCACGCAGACAGCUUCUUCAGGUGCAUCGAGUCCAGCGAGGAGAUGAAAGACUUUGACAGGGUCUGUAUCUAUGUGGACAACCAGUUCCAGGCAGAGGACAGGUUCACGGCUUUGGGGAGCAUGUACUUCAUCCACAAGACUCUGAAAAACAUCUUUCAGUAUGAUUUUAAUGUUAAGGAUUUUAAAGCCGUGUCAGGGCUGAACAAAUACGUGGGCUCUCUGGACGGGGUCACCACAGUGGAGAAAGAAAAAUUCCCAAAGAAUUUCUGGCCUGAUUUCAAGUGGUCCAGAAAGGGCUUCAUGAGGACCCGCUGGAUCAUACACAACCAGGGUCUGGAUUUGGUCAAUGUCCACCUGUUCCACGAUGCCUCCAACCUCAUUGCCUGCAACUCCAGUCCUUCUAUUUACUCGGCUAACCGCAAAAACGCUCUCAGAUACGUCAUCAACAGAAUAUCAGACAACUGCCACACUCCUCUGCCUUUUUUCGUGUUUGGAGAUUUUAACUUCCGUCUGGACACACUUAGUCUGGUGCAGCAUUUGUCCACUUCAGCAGACGUCCAGAGGGUGAUGAAGGACAGCAGUAAUGAAGUGGAGAAAAUCAUCUGUGAGGAGAAGGACAACGACCACCAGGUGUUGCUGCAUAUUGAGGAGAAGUUGUUUGCCUACCUGCAUCAGGCGGUUUUCAGAGAGGACAAUGGCAAAGCGCUUUUACAAUAUGACAAAGAAGUGGCAGCCUUUCAUGAUGUUAUUCGGGAAGAGGACAUUAAGUUUCCACCCAGCUACCCCUACAGUGAAGAGUACACUAAACCCACUCAGUACAUGAACACUCGCUGUCCUGCCUGGUGUGAUCGUAUCCUCAUGUCACACACUGCCCAGGAAUUCAUCACCAACAGGACGGGGGACAGUGAGAAGAGCGUGGUCUACAACACAGUGGGUCCUAACGUCUGUAUGGGAGACCAUAAGCCAGUUUUCUUGUUCUUUGGGCUGAAGACAAACGACCAUUGACUCAGAUCCUUCUCAAUGGCCUGUCGUCAGAACUGCACCACAGUAUCAGCACCACAGCAUGACACUUACCAACCACAUCCCACCCAUUCUGCACCCACAGGGCUCGACGGAGUUCGCCCUCACCGCUAACACCCCGCCGACGCACCAAUGCUCCCUCUCACUGAUUGACGUCACAACAGAUUUGAUCUGUUUCUGUGUCAGAUGUCCAGAUUGAUCCACUUUUUAAUCUUCAGAAAUAUUCAUGUCAGCAUUCAUCAUGCACCAUAUGCAGUGAAAGUAAGACUGUUUUAAAAUGAGACCAAAAGGAUGAUGUAAAGACUGCGAUGGAUGGACCUUUUGCUGAAGACUUUUACAUGGAUGUGUACACAUACAAGGAUGUUAAACUGUGAUAGAAGAAUUUGUCCACUGUCAGGCCGCUGUUUCAGGUUUUUAUUUUGUAGAGUCCAGUAUUUUGAGGCUCAAGCAUAUUUUAACUUCCAGCUAACUCAUUAAAAAGAACAUUAGUGCUAUUAAUAGAUAUUGUGGAUGUAAAAACUGAAUAAUGUAAGCUAAAAAAAAUAUGGGAUCUGUUUAAUGUUGAUUUGUAGUUCAAGUAUUUAUUUGUGUUUAUGUUUUACUCUCCCUGUAAGCAAGAAUUUACACAGAAGACAGUUGAGAAUCUUGUAGGUGAAAAAUAAUUUAGCCUAUGUUUUAAUAGAUGCGUCGGCUCCCUCACAGGAAUGUCAUUUGAUUUCAGAUCAAAUUGAAUUUUGAAUAAGGUUUUAUGUUUGGGGGGUUUUUGAUAUCAGCAUGUAAUUACACAAGACAGUGGACAAAAAGGGUAUUUAACGUCAUACAGCAGCAUGUUUUAUCCUGUUUUAAUUUAGAGGAGUCUCAGUUACUAUUAUUGGUGUCACUGUUUGUCUCUGCAGUAACACUGUCUUGAUUUUUUCCACAUUACAAAUGUUACAUUAAUUAAUACAUUGAUACCAAGUGCUUUAUUUAUUAAGCUUAAACACAGUUGUUUUUUUAGUCUCUCAGUCUUAGUCGUCCUCCCUCAGAAAAUGAUCUAGUCAGAUUAUUUGUACUGCUCAGUCUCUACACAGAAAGUGAUUCCAUUCUGUCCUUGUUGACAUCUACCUGUUUUCAUUGCCAAAAUAACAUAAUAUGAGCCUCACGUUUACUUCUGACUGUAGUGUGGCUUUACUAAAGGCUCACAAAAUACAGUGUAUAUAGACAUACGUACAUACAAUACUGUGCCAAAGUCUCAGGCCACUUUUAGCUUUUGUUAUUUUUGCAGGAUUGCAAUGAGCAUAUAUAUUUAUUUUUCAUUUUCUUAAAUACAGAAUUAUGUACACAGCAUUAAAAAACACAAAAAUGAACUAAAUGCAUUCUAAAGGUUAAAGUCACUAUUUAUUGUGACUCCUGACCCCCUGACAAGAAGCAACACAAACAAUUAGAAACAUCUGACGUGUGUUGAAUGAAACCUAAUAUAAAACAUGAGAAAAUUAAGGUAAUAAAUCUCCUAUUGUCAGAACAAAAGGGUUAAAGACAUGUUAAAGCAAAGGGAGGUCACACUAAAUACUACCACUUUGGUUUAUAAAAGCUGUUUUUUCUCUGAAACUUUUUUUUUUAAUGCUGUACAUACUUCCCAUAUAUCCAGAUUGUACUUUACUACAGAGAGGACUGCAUAUGUGUGGUCACUGGAACUCUCCUAAACCAACAAACCUGUUGGUCUAGGGCUUUGGCACAGUGCUGUACAUAAAUACACCUGUGUGCACCCACACGCAACACAGAGGCCACUGUUUGCUUUUUCGUUAUCUGAUUUUUUUUUUGUCGAUUGUAUAGCCUUGUAGUAUCAGUGCUGUAAUGUACAUUCAGUGUGUGAAUUACUGGUUUGAGUUGUUCAAGCUGGCUCUAAUAAUGACUAUGGUUUGCUAUUUGUCAUAUUUCAACAUUUGAGUAUUUUGUGAAACUUGUUUUGUUUUACAUAACUUGAUGGUACAGGACACUCAGAAGUCACUGCAGAUAUUUAUGUCCCUUUUGGUCUCUCAGGCUUACUUGUACAAUGGGAUGGAGGUUUAAGAGAUUCACUGUAAAAAAAAAAAAUGAAUUGCUGAUGCAGAUGUUUGUGUAGUUCAUUUUAAGGCCAGUAUUACCUUUAGAUUAACUCCAUUCAAACACUACAUUGUUGUCAUGUAUCACUUUUGUAAAUAAAAUAUUACUGAAAUAAGG
Messenger RNA from Sphaeramia orbicularis (orbiculate cardinalfish), 3820 nucleotides. It is a transcript of the gene inpp5l, whose product is annotated as inositol polyphosphate-5-phosphatase L. Lineage: Eukaryota; Metazoa; Chordata; Actinopteri; Kurtiformes; Apogonidae. The transcript is spliced from 16 exons. Gene Ontology annotation, biological process: phosphatidylinositol dephosphorylation. Gene Ontology annotation, molecular function: inositol-polyphosphate 5-phosphatase activity. The coding region runs from base 419 to 1606 and encodes 395 amino acids. The record is from RefSeq and is a predicted model, not a curated record.